AUGGCCCUCUUCGAUGUGGGGAAGCGCAUCCCGGGCAGAGGGAGCAGCGGGAGGAGGACCUGGGGGCUGGACUGCCGAGCCAGUCGGGCUGGGGAGAGGUUGAGCAGGAAGCAGAUGGCCGCGUGGGCAGGAAGUGUGCUGCACCAGGAGGGGCGCGUGGGCCGGGGCGCUGCUUUCACCACAGGCUCCAAGGCAGCGGCCACACCCCCAGAACCUCCUGGGUCAUCUGCUCCGUGGCACGCGGAGGAGAUGGAGCUCACGGGGGCAGGGGUCGCCAGGGGGCUGCCCAGGCCCAGGCUGACCGCACCCCCACCCCCACAGCCACCUCGCCGGGGCCGGAACCAGCCCAUCAACGUGAACCAUUACGCCAACAAGAAGAGCGCGGCCGAGAGCAUGCUGGACAUCGCUCUGCUGAUGGCCAACGCCUCCCAGCUGAAGGCCGUGGUGGAGCAGGGCCCCGACUUCGCCUUCUUCGUCCCCCUGGUGGUCCUCAUCUCCAUCUCCCUCGUGCUACAGAUCAGCGUGGGCGUGCUGCUCAUCUUCCUCGUCAGGCACGACCUCAACGACCCUGCGAAGCACGCCAAGCUGGACUUCCUCAACAACCUGGCCACCGGCCUGGUCUUUAUCAUCGUCGUGACCAACAUCUUCAUCACCGCCUUUGGCGUCCAGAAGCCCGUGGUGGAUGUGGCGCCCCAGCAGUAGGGGCUCAGAGCCCUCUGGCCCCUC
Messenger RNA from Ceratotherium simum simum (southern white rhinoceros), 726 nucleotides. The record is from RefSeq and is a predicted model, not a curated record. Lineage: Eukaryota; Metazoa; Chordata; Mammalia; Perissodactyla; Rhinocerotidae.